Pelagomonas calceolata is the source of this 1188-nucleotide messenger RNA. The record is from the annotation of a GenBank genome assembly. NCBI's taxonomy places the organism in Eukaryota, Pelagophyceae, Pelagomonadales, Pelagomonadaceae.
CGUCGAUCGUUGCGCCGCCGCCAGCGUACGCGACGCCAAGCAAUUCUCCAGCUGCUGUGGUCUCACAUCAGUGUGCCAGCGACCCCAGCUCGACGUAGGACGACCGGCGAGCGUCAAAUUGGGCCUCACAAGCAGAACCAAAAAAUCUAGCUAACUAUAUUUUUUUUGCGGUAGCAGCCAGCCGCGGGCCGGACACACGGCACACGAGGCACCGGGACACCACUGAGGACCGGCGCACGCCUGCGGCACCGAGUUUCCCAAGCUACAACAACCGUAAACAAGAAUGAGGGACGAGGCCGCCCUCUUCGCGGCCCAGGCCGCCGAGGCCUUUGUGCUCAAAACUGCAUCAUCGAUAGACGACGUCCUCUGGUUCGCCAAAUUUUUAACACGUGAGAGAUCACGAGUAGAGCGGGGCCGGAACAUUUUCGUCUAUUGCGUGAUAUGUCUCCUGCAGACCAUGCUGGCCUUCUUGAUCGCUCGAAGUGGCGAAGAAGCGUUGGACGCCUGGGUGCACCUGCACCACUUCUCGUCGGAGCGAUUGCUGACGUGCAUUGCUGCCGGUGGGUUAGGCCUCUAUUCCAUCAAAUUACUGUUGGAGGAGUUUGAAGAGAGAGAAAUGUGCUGCUACGCACCAAAGGGGGGCUACGAGCAGACGCCGACGUCGGAGAAGAAGCCGUUUCCCUCCAAAAAAUCCAUCGAUGACGAGGAUGAUGUCAACGGAGUCGAAAUGCUCGAGGUGCGCUCCGAGGGCUCCGACGACUCGCCGCCGCGCGCCGCGCGCGCCGAGGGUUCCGAUGAAAAACCGACGGCGUCGCCGCUGCACGAAACACUGGAGGACGUCGAUCUAGAGGCGAACGACUCAGGAGACGACAACGAAGACGACGACGACGAGGAAGAGAUGGACACGUCCUCCAUGCGCACGCUCAUCGUCGUGGCCUUCUGCGGGUCGCUCGACGAUCUGACGCUCUUCGUGCCGAUGCUGGCGGGCGGCGCGAUCGGUCCUUUGGCGCUCGUGACAGGGGCGCUGGCGGCCACGGCGCUUGUGGUCUUACUGUGCCUCUUCCUCAAUUUGUUUCAGAGGGUGUCGGACUGCCUCCAGAAGAUACCAUUGGUGGCGAUUACGUCGUGCUUCUUUGUGUAUCUCGUGCUGAAGGCGACGGUGCUUUCGGGGGAGAUGCGAUGAUGACC